Molecule: messenger RNA, 2307 nt
Organism: Olea europaea var. sylvestris
Lineage: Eukaryota; Viridiplantae; Streptophyta; Magnoliopsida; Lamiales; Oleaceae
Exons: 4
Coding region: 586-1866 (426 amino acids)
Source: RefSeq, a predicted model, not a curated record
CACGUUGGCGGCAUGCAAAAUGUACACGCAAGUCGCAGCUGCUUCGUCCUUGCAACCCCCUUCCAAUCUUCUACUCUCAUACUUUCCUCUUUCCUUCAGAAUCUCUUUCAAAACUUCAAUGGAAGAAUAAAUGUUUUUUCUUACACUGUAAUUUCUCUGCACCGACUCUGUAAUUAAUAUGUAUAUUUAUGUUGUAUGUAUGUAUUAAUAUGAAAGGGAAAGGUUUAUACAACUUUUCACCAUUUCUUCUACGCACUUUCAUCCGAAGCUUUCUCGUGAAGUCCACCCAAUUUUAGCUAAGUGACUCUUGGAAACCCCGCAAUUUAGCAUCAAUUUUGUCCAUGUUACCACUGCAGGUCAUAGGACUCGCUACUGUGGCUCAAGAUAUUAUCAAUAUCUUUAUUAGAGGUCGUUUUGUACGUUGUGUGUUACUGAAGUGUACUUAAGUUCUUGGAACGGGUGGCCAUCAUAUAUGCUUUGAAGUCAAAUAUAGAUACUGUAUUUCUUUGGUAACUUUGAUCCAGUGUCGAUAAGAUUCAGAGGUGCCAGUAGAGAGAAAGCCCGACACCUUCAUCGUGCAAAUAGAUGGCUGGUAGAAAGCGAAGCUUAUCCAAUGAUGCAGAUAUGUCUGCUCUGUACAAGGAAUUGGAUGAAGUUUCGUGCCCCAUAUGCAUGGAGCACCCACACAAUACUGUUCUUCUCAUUUGCAGUUCUCAUGCUAAGGGCUGUCGGUCAUACAUUUGCGACACUAGUUAUAGGCAUUCAAAUUGCUUGGACCGAUUUACAAAACUUACAGGAGAAAACACAGACAGCUAUACUUCAUUAGCACCCAGAAGUCUGCAUGAUUUUAUUAAUGCUUCUAAUAGGAACUUUGACGUGAGAACUUCAAGUUCUUUGACUGGGGAUCAUGUGGAUCACGAUCUUAAUACAAAUAACACUGGGACAGCUGUGGAAAUGCCUGGUGGAUCUGGAGGAAGCAGCACAUAUGAUGCAGUUUCUGACUUUGCAGAACAAGAAGGAAUCUUGUGGGAAAGUUUUGAUCUUGGAGAGAAUAACAUGGAGAAGCCAGAACCACGACCAAAUUUGAGAUGCCCUUUGUGUCGUGGUAGUGUUCUGGGCUGGAAGGUCGUAGAAGAGGCCAGAAUGUAUCUCAACCAGAAGUCCCGAACUUGCUCUCAUGAAUCAUGCUUGUUCUCUGGUAACUAUGGGGAAUUACGUCAGCAUGCUAGAAUGGUUCAUCCGACAGUCUGCCCAGCUGAUGUUGACCCAUCAAGACAGCAAGCCUGGCAACGCCUUGAAGAGCAGAGAGUGAACAAUGAUAUUGUCAGUGCCAUUCGUUCCUCCAUGCCAGGGGCAGUUGUACUUGGUGACUAUGUGAUAGAUAAUGGAGAUAGGCUAUCAGGUGAAAGGGAAAGACAUGUACUUAGUGAAUAUGCGUUUGAUAACGGAAGUGGGCUAUCAGGUGGAAGUGAAAGAGUUCUAGGCGACUAUGUGUAUGAUAAUGGAAGUGUGUUAUCAGGCGGAACCGAAAGAAGUGCUGAAGCUCGUAGGUGGUUAAGCACCUUCUUCUUGUUUCACAUGAUUGGUUCAACGGAUCCAGCAUCCGAGGGAAGAGGUGUCAGGUCAAGAGGUUUGGCAAGGCAUCGACGCCCUAGUGGACCUUUUUCUAGACGGCACUAUCUUUGGGGUGAAAGGCUGGUACAAGAUGAUGAUGAGGAGGUGGAGGAUGACAACAACGAUGAAGAAGAAGAAGAUCAUAAUGAAACCGAUCUGAACACAUUGAGUGAUAUUGGUGUAGAUGUUCAUUCAAACCCAAGAAGGCGUCGAAGGCUGAUGCGUUCUAGGUCAGAUCAAGAACAGUCUUAAGACUUGUUGCAAGUGGCUCCGUUCAGCAUGGGCUAGGAAACAGAUCCAUCAGCUCAGAGCCUGAUACGCCGUCUUUCUCUAGGAUCUGUUUGCAGCUGUGGGUUCCUUCAGUAGUGAGGGGGGAAAGAUGGAACAAGGUUAUUUAAUAGGGAAGGCAAGUGUUUGAACUCUAGAAAUUUGUUAUUUUUAAUAUAUUCUGUUGGAGUUGAUGUCUUAUUAUCAUUUUUGAAGUAUCGUGCUAGUUAACACGUUGGCCUUUAAAUUUUGAACUUUAUGUCUUAGUUCUAAAGAGUGUCGUAUUCCUUCUUUCUGAAAUCCACAUGUGUAUUUUAUGUUUUGAGACAUGGUAGUGAACGGUAACUUCUUCUUUGAUUCUGUCUAGUUUUGUCUAGUCAGUGUAGCAAACAUGCGAGUUAAAAUAGAUAGCAUAUUUUAGAGAUA